Molecule: messenger RNA, 3548 nt
Organism: Schistocerca americana (American grasshopper)
Lineage: Eukaryota; Metazoa; Arthropoda; Insecta; Orthoptera; Acrididae
Gene: Ube4A
Product: ubiquitin conjugation factor E4 A
Exons: 10
Coding region: 182-3433 (1083 amino acids)
Biological process (GO): protein polyubiquitination
Cellular component (GO): cytoplasm; nucleus; ubiquitin ligase complex
Molecular function (GO): ubiquitin-ubiquitin ligase activity
Source: RefSeq, a predicted model, not a curated record
UCACAUGUUUUGUAUUUGUGUCAUUCAAAACAUCUGUGAGUGUGUUCGAAUUGUUUGUGUUGAACAAAUGUUUCAAAAUUAAAGGAUUGCCAAGUUGUCGCAAGUUAAAAUUUCUUUCAUUAAGUUCUGUGAAAAAUGUGCACAAUUAAAUAAGAAAUUUGUGAUUCGACCGCUAGUUAUUAUGGCCAACAGAUUAAGUAACAACCCAUUCGUUGCACUUUUCGGUUCUGUAGAAGCUGCAGAAAGAUAUAUAAGUUUAAGAGAGAGUGGAUUGUUGAGGCUAUUAGAGUACCGACCGAGAGCUGAGAGGAAAGUGGUUGCCAACGAAAACAGAGGCGUUUCAAAUGAUCGACGACUACAAGUAGAAACAGAGAGACCUGUAUUCAAUGAGGAAAAUAGCCCUCGUGACAUGACCAAAGGAAUAGAAACAUGUAUUACGGAUUGCUCUUCCCGGAUAACAGAAGAACUUAAGAAAACUGGCAUUGCAAGAUUGACAGAGGAAAUUUUUGGCUUUACUGUGAAUAAAGUUGUAGAUGAAGGAAAAAGUCUUAUUUUUCUUGAAGAUCUUGCGUCAGAAAUUGCCCCCAAAAAUUGGAUUGAUAUGGAAGUGUUGGAACAGGCAUUAUUCCAGAGGCUUUUGUUGGAGGAACCCAGUACAUAUUUGCUGAAUAAAACUGUUAAUCGGCUUGAGAGAAGUGUCAAUCAUGUGACUGAGAAAGAAGUUAUUUCAUAUUUAUUUGAAUGUUAUAAAAGGCUUUGUAGUCCAUUAAUUCCAAAGGAUGUGAAAGAAGAAGAAAUUGAGGAAGUUAAAAACCUGAUUUUGAGAAAUGCUGCAACGGCUCUUAGGCAACCUGCCCUGUUUGAAGCCCAGGAACUACAUCUCCAGAUUAUUAACCUGUUCAGGGAUACAAGCGCUCCACCUGAAGACUUCAUUAAUUUUUUCAGUGGCAUUUCAGAACAAUUUGUAAAGGAUGAAAGUGAACCUAUAAAUGCUCUUCUGGAAGCUUUUACACCUACUCUCGAUUUUAUACAAGAUGAUGUAGCACAAAGCAAUAUUAUUACCUUUAAUCAAUGUUAUUUACAUAUUUUACAGACAUUUUCUGUGAGUCCUGAGUUAGGUGCAGUACUUUUGUUGCAUAGUACCCCAAAAGAGACAAGCCGUGGUAGGUUAUAUGCUGAUACUCUGAUUGGUAGUAUUUUAUCAUUAUCUUGUUUACCAAAAACUCCGAAUGGGCCAUAUGAAUUUUUCCAGGAUCCUUUACAAUCUCCAGAUAUAGAAGGAGGAAAUAUAUGGCCAGCAUUAUCAUUCAUUUGUGAAAAUAUGCACAAAAUAUUCUAUAAUCUCUUGAAAUCGUCAACUCAGUUGAAACAUGAGACUUUAUCUUGGUUGGCAAACUGUCUGCACUCAAAUUCAGCUCGAGGAAAACUAUGGACUGCUCACAACUUAGGCCUUGGCGCACCAGCUUGUGUUUCAGAUGGCUUCAUGCUUAAUCUUGGCUGUGUUUUAUUGCAUUUGUGUCAACCAAUCUGUUCAAACCUGAAUGAUCUAAAAGUAAAUCGCAUUGACCCUACCUAUUGUGCUGUAAAAGUCAAAGAUGAUGCUGAGGCCCAUUACAGAGGUGUGCACAUGAAAGGACUUGAUUCAGAGACAUGCCUUAUACCUAUUGCAGAAGAUGAACAGAGGCCUACUACAGAAAAAUAUAGUUUUGUCACAGAAUGUUUUUUUAUGGCACAUCGAGCAUUAGAUUUGGGAUUCAGGGUUGCUCUGGAACGUCUUAUGCAAUUAUAUCGUGAAGUAACUCAAAUACAAAGAGUUUUUGUGGAAGUACAAGAACAAGGAAGCUUCCAGUCAGAAGUAGUACAGACAAUACGACAACGCUUGGAAAGAGAGAUGACGAGAUGUUUCAGCAUACGGGCAGCAUUGUUGGAACCUCAUUCACUGUCACUUAUGGUGCAGUUUCAUGUGGCGACAGCUGUAUGGCUGGUGCAGGUGGCCACUGAUGCAGCUAAUGAGACCGAACGAAUAUCAUUCAUGCCAGCCAAGUUGCGAGACAUCACCUUUCCAUUGCCAGAACAGGUGCCAUCAACACUAAGCUGUGUUCCUGAAUUCCUGAUUGAGAAUACUGUUGGAUUUCUAAGUUUCUUACGGCGAUUUAAUCCAAGAACACUGGAAGAGCAAGGAUUUGAUUUUUUGAGUCCAAUAUUAACAGAGGUAUUAGUGUUUAUGGGGUCUCAGCAAAGGAUGCGUAAUCCUCAUUUAAGAGCACGAUUGGCAGAGUGUUUAGAGUCACUACUUCCUCAUCAUAAAGAGAAUCCAGCUUUCAGCACCAGUUCAUAUGGAGCAUUUUUUCGUGAACGCCUUUUUAAAGAACAUCCUCAUCGCAAUCAGAUAGUGCGCAGUCUUCUGGAAGUUUUUGUGGGAAUUGAAAUGACAGGUCAGAGUGUUGCUUUUGAACAGAAAUUCAAUUACAGACGUCCUAUGUAUGUUGUAAUGGAUUAUUUAUGGCAAAUUGAAGAGCACAAGGACUGUUUCAGGCAGCUGGCUGCUGAGGCUGAGAGCAAUAUGGAAGCUGUAUCUCCACCCAUCUUUCUGCGUUUCAUUAAUCUUCUAAUGAAUGAUGCUGUAUUCCUCUUGGAUGAAGCACUUAGCAACAUGGCUCAGUUGAGGCAGAUGCAAGCAGCAAGAGAUUCUGGAGAAUGGAGACAACUUCCAACUCACGAACAAGAACAGAAUGAAGCACUGUUUCAAAAUACUGGCAUGAUUGCACGGUUUGAUAACAUCUUAGGUCGUGAAACAAUACAUACUCUGGAGUUUUUAACAUCGGAAAUCACUUCAAUUUUCACACAUCCUACAAUGGUUGAUCGAAUUGCUGCAAUGCUAAAUUAUUUCCUUUGUCAUCUGGUUGGACCAAAGAAGAAAAAUUUUAAGGUUAAAGAUCAGAAGGAAUAUGAAUUUGACCCUGCAGCUAUCGUAAUGAAUAUCUGCAAGAUAUAUGUGCAUUUAUACAACAGUGAUGAAUUCUGCACAGCAGUCUCCUCAGAUGGUCGUUCCUACAGUCCACAACUUUUUCAGCUAGCUGAGGAUGUUUUAGCUCGCAUUGGAGGGGGUGCUCUUAUCACCGAUCUACAGUUAGUUGCGAGCAAAGUGGCUAUGAUGGCUUCUCGUCAAAAAACUGAAGAGGAGAUACUAGCUGAAGCACCUGAAGAAUUCUUGGACCCUAUUAUGUCUACUCUAAUGAUGGAUCCUGUGAUCUUGCCUUCAUCAAGGAAAACUGUUGAUCGCUCAACAAUUGCCAGGCAUCUGCUGAGUGAUCAGACUGACCCGUUCAACCGCUCUCCAUUAACUAUGGAUCAAGUCAAAACUGAUGAGGAGCUCAGACUCAAAAUUGAAGCAUGGGUGAGAGAGAAGAAAGAACAGCAUCAGAAUAAUUGAAGUGGCUGAAGAUUUAUUGUGCACUCAUACAAAAAGACACAAUCAUUUUUUAAUCAUACUUUCAUCUUAUACUGUUGAUAUAUGUAAUCAAUAAAUAUAUAUUUUUCAAAACACA